This is a messenger RNA of Colletotrichum fioriniae, 2886 nucleotides long. Lineage: Eukaryota; Fungi; Ascomycota; Sordariomycetes; Glomerellales; Glomerellaceae. The record is from RefSeq and is a predicted model, not a curated record.
AUGCAGAACACUAUCGUCCAAGACUCGGCGUCAACUCCGGUUGGGCCAGCCCCUCUAUCCUUCACCCAAGGCGAACGAAUCAAGUCCACCUAUCCCACUGUUACGGCCGCAUUCUAUCAUCAUGCAGAGACUCAUCCUGAUGUCACCGCAGGGCGUGACUUGUCGUCGCAGCAGAUUCGUGAGAUCACUUACGGUGAUCUUGCUACUCGAGCCAACCAGCUCUCAAGGAAACUGACCACACUCGGGGUCAAGCCUGGAGAUAGGGUGCCGCUUGUCGUAAAGCGAGGCAUUGACAUGCUAGUCGGUAUCGUUGCAAUUCUUUCUUGCGGUGCUCAGUACGUUCCUCUCGACGGUGGUGUGGUGCCAGAUUCUACACUACGGUUUGUUUUGGAACAGGCGGGCGGCAAGCACGUUUUAUGUCUCAAGUCGACAAAGCAUCGAUUCGAGACUCUCGGUGUUCCCUGCGAGACCUUUGUCAUUGAUGAAGAUUCGGAGAAAGAUAAGGAGCUUUCGCAAUCCUACCCUAUCCAGGACCUGGCCCAGCCAGACCAUGGCUGCUACGUCAUCUACACCUCUGCUGCCUGGGAGAUGCUGGGAUGUCUCUGCAACGGAGGAACUCUCGUCUUGAGAGGCUCAAAAUGGGAGCCGUGUCUGAGAGAGGCCCAAGUCCUGAUUUGCACACCAAGCAUCUUGGCCAAGUAUGAUCCUAGGGAGUACUCCAACAUCAGAGUUGCUGCGACGGCAGGUGAACCUAGCUCUCAAAGGCUCGCCGACCUUUGGGCCACCCACGCAACCUACUACAACUGCUGUGGACCUACGGAGACUACCAUUGUCAACACCAUGCAUCUUCACCGCCCAGGUGAAGCUCUGACAAUCGGAAAGCCUACCCCAAACAACACUGUCUACGUCCUUGACGCGCAGGGCAACUCUCUUGGAGUUGGAGAAGCCGGAGUUAUGUGGGCCGGUGGCCACGGGAUCUCUCGGGGCUAUGUCUCUCUGCCCGAGAAGACUGCUGAGAGAUACAAGCUGGACCCUUUUGCCAAUGAUGGGUCUAUGAUGUACAAUACUGGUGACCUCGGUCGAUGGAGAUCAGACGGCUCCAUUGACAUCCUCGGAAGAGUCGAUGACCAAAUCAAGAUUAAAGGUUUCCGGGUCGAGCUUGACGGAGUUACCUCUUCGAUCAGCUCUUGUCCCAUUGUCUCAAAAGCCACCGCGCUGUUCAUCAGCAACGAGAUCCACGGGUUCGUCGCCCCCAAGAACUGCGAUCUCGACACGAUCCAAGUCCACGUCAGGGCCCGUCAGCCUUACUACGCGAUCCCGACCAAGUUCCACUUCCUUGAUGCCCUUCCCCUGACUGCGAAUGGCAAGGUCGACAAGCGGGCGCUUCAAGAUAUGGUCACCGAGACUGGAGAUACCGACAAGAAGGAAGUUGCCGAUGUCACCAUCAGGGAGACCGCCUCAAAGGAGUCCCUAUCCACGGACAGCAACUCCACUACCACGGACCUCAAGGCCGAAUCCUCCGCCUCUAGUUUCACCGAGACAGACGAGAAGCUCGACCUCACCGGCGACGUCCCCGACAAGAACCUCGGCCGUCCCUACCGUGGUUUCGUUCACCGGAUCGCCAUCGUCUACCGUCGUCUGUUCACAAUCGUGGGUCUCUUCAACAUUGCGGCCGUCAUCGCCCUCGUCUUUGCCGGGUUCCAGCGCAACUGGCUCAGCACUCUCACAGCCAUCAACUUGGUCGUCGCCGUUCUCGCCCGUCAGGACUUUGUCAUCAACGCGCUUUACACAAUCACCUGCAACGUGCCAAAGUCCUGGCCCCUUGCCAUCAGGAAGCGCUGCGCCAAGAUUUUCCACUUUGGUGGUGUUCACUCGGGCGCUGCUGUUUCUGCCGGAGCUUGGCUUUUGGCUUCCAACAUUAGCGAUGAGGUCUGCCAGCUGACCGAGUGCCCCAAUUGGGGCCACCAGUCUGUAGCUUCAAAGGUCGUCUCUUGGCUUCUUACGGGUCUGUUCACCAUCACUAUCGGUCUCGCUUGGCCCGGAUUCCGCAAGACCCAUCACGACCUCUUUGAGAAGACCCAUCGUUUCGUGGGAUGGACCAUGCUAGGACUGUUUUGGGUCCAGGUUGUCCUCGGCGCGAACGAUAGCAAGGUCGAAGAGAUGUCUCUGGGUGACGCAUGCAUCCGUACGCCCGGCUUCUGGAUGCUGGCGGUCGCCACGAUGAGCAUCGCCUCCUCUUGGCUGUUCCUCAAGAAAGUCCCCGUCGAAGCUGAGGUGCUUUCCGGCCACGCAGUGAGACUGCACUUUGACUACACAGUUCCCGUCAACGGUAGCUUCGUUAGACUCUCUCAGAGGCCUCUUCUUGAGUGGCACUCGUUCGCCACGAUUCCAGCCCCUGAGAAGGUCGAGCACCGCGAGAAGGGUUUCUCUCUGGUUGUUUCCAACGCAGGCGAUUGGACCAAAAAUUGCAUCCAGAAGCCCCCUACCCACAUUUGGGUUCGUGGUGUCCCGACCUGUGGUGUCAUGCGCAUCGCGACUUGCUUCAAUCGCGUUGUUGUCAUCGCCACUGGAUCCGGAAUUGGGCCUCUUCUCGGCCACAUUCAGCAGCCGAGCUGCGCGACACAGUUAAUCUGGUCCACACCGAAACCCGAGCAGACAUUUGGCAAGCCUUUGCUUGACGCCAUCAAGAAAAAGAUUCCCAACGCGGUGAUUCACGAUACCAAGGUAUCGGGCCGUCCGGAUCUGGUGAAGAUGGGAUACAACCUUGUUCAGAGCUUCAACGCCGAAGCUGUCAUUAUCAUUGCGAACGAAAAGAUCACGAAGAAGGUUGUUUAUGGUCUUGAAACUAGAGGUGUUCCGGCAUAUGGCGCUAUUUGGGACUCUUGA